This is a messenger RNA of Physeter macrocephalus (sperm whale), 2733 nucleotides long. RefSeq names its product calcium voltage-gated channel auxiliary subunit alpha2delta 2 (gene CACNA2D2). The annotation marks the transcript as partial. Gene Ontology annotation, cellular component: voltage-gated calcium channel complex. The transcript has 16 exons. NCBI's taxonomy places the organism in Eukaryota, Metazoa, Chordata, Mammalia, Artiodactyla, Physeteridae. The record is from RefSeq and is a predicted model, not a curated record. Gene Ontology annotation, molecular function: voltage-gated calcium channel activity.
AUUUUGAGUUCCUGCUCCCCAGCAGCUUUGAGUCUGAAGGACAUGUUUUCAUUGCUCCCAGAGAGUACUGCAAGGAACUGAAUGCCUCAGACAACAACACUGAGUUCCUGAAGAACUUCAUUGACCUCAUGGAGAAAGUGACUCCAGACUCCAAGCAGUGCAACAACUUCCUUCUGCACAACCUGAUCUUGGACACGGGCAUCACACAGCAGCUGGUGGAGCGCGUGUGGCGGGACCAGGAUCUCAAUACGUACAGCCUUCUGGCCGUGUUCGCCGCCACUGAUGGCGGCAUCACUCGCGUAUUCCCCAACAAGGCAGCUGAGGACUGGACAGAGACCCCUGAGCCCUUCAAUGCCAGCUUCUACCGCCGCAGCCUGGAUAACCAUGGCUAUGUCUUCAAGCCCCCACAACAGGAUGCCCGGUUAAGGCCGCUGGAGCUGGAGAAUGACACGGUGGGCAUCCUCGUCAGCACGGCUGUGGAGCUCAGCCUAGGUGGACGCACACUGAGGCCAGCAGUGGUAGGCGUUAAGCUGGACCUAGAGGCCUGGGCUGAGAAGUUCAAGGUGCUAGCCAGCAACCGUACCCACCAGGACCAGCCUCAGAAGCAGUGCGGCCCCAACAGCCACUGUGAGAUGGACUGCGAGGUUAACAACGAGGACCUGCUCUGUGUCCUCAUUGAUGAUGGGGGAUUCCUGGUGCUGUCAAACCAGAACCAUCAGUGGGACCAGGUGGGCAGAUUCUUCAGUGACGUGGAUGCCAACCUGAUGCUGGCACUCUACAAUAACUCCUUCUACACCCGCAAGGAGUCCUACGACUAUCAGGCGGCCUGUGCCCCCCUGCCCCCGGGCAACCUGGGUGCCGCGCCUCGGGGCAUCUUUGUGCCCACCAUUGCAGACUUCCUUAACCUAGCCUGGUGGACCUCUGCUGCGGCCUGGUCUUUGUUCCAGCAACUUCUCUAUGGUCUCAUCUACCACAGCUGGUUCCAGGCAGACCCCACGGAGGCCGAGGGGAACCCCGAGGUGCGCGAGAGCAGCUGCGUCAUGAAACAGACCCAAUACUACUUCGGCUCGGUGAACGCCUCCUACAACGCCAUCAUCGACUGCGGAAACUGCUCCAGGCUCUUCCACGCGCAGAGACUCACCCACACCAACCUUCUCUUCGUGGUGGCCGAGAAGCCGCUGUGCAGCCAGUGUGAGGCUGGCCGGCUGCUGCAGAAGGAGACACACUCGGACGGCCCGGAGCAGUGUGAACUGGUGCAGAGACCGCGAUACCGGAGAGGCCCACACAUCUGCUUCGACUACAACGCCACGGAAGAUACCUCAGACUGCGGCCGCGGAGCCUCUUUCCCACCGUCGUUGGGCGUCCUGGUGUCCCUGCAGCUGCUGCUCCUCCUGAGCCUGCCUCCCCGGCCGCAGCCUCAAGUCCAUGCCCACCGUUCUCGCCGCCUCUGAGUGCCCCCUCCCCCCACCAGGCCUCCCCGCCGCUCCCCUGCUCCCUCGCCCCACACUUCCCGCCUUAGAGCCUCGCCCCCCUCCCUCACUCAAGGACCUGAGUGCGCCUGGCCCCAAGAAUCUGCGCCUUGGAGUAGCGGGGGGGUCCCGAAGGAGGGCGCCGCAGGCCUUUGGCCCCCAAGCCACGUCUGGCUGCUGAACUGUCAGUGUCCCCAGACCCCUCAUUCCCACUGGACUCACCCACCCCGGAGGGCUGGGCCAGGGAGGCCACAGUACUGGUGCCAAACCAGGCCUCCACUGCCCGCCCUGCCCCGAGGCUCCCUUUGUGUGGAAGACCUAGGCCUUGCCCCAGCUGGACUCCUCUAACCUGGCCCUUCUGCUCCACCCAGGACUAAAUCUGGGAAUAAUGGAGGAAAUUGAGAUGGGCAGUUUGAGGCCUGUGCAUCCCAGCUUAAGUCCUGGCAGGAGAGAGGUCCUGGGGCAGCCCCCAAUGAGCUCCUGCCUCUCUCAGGCCUACAGCCACCUCUCCCUCCCCAAGCCCGGCAGGUGGCAGGACAGUGACAGUGACACUGGCUAAGACUCAACCCCAUACACACCUGGAGCCCUGAGGGCAGAAACUGGACUCUGACAUACCCAGGAGGGCACACACACAAACACAGACGUGCACAGACACACACACCCUGGGGUGGGGUGAGGGUGGGGGCUCACAAAGCCUUAUACGGGGUGAGGGGUUGGUGGGAGGUUGGCUUGUGCACACUCCAUCUCCUGCUCACCGUCCGCCUCUUAUCUGACCUGUAACCCAGCUGGUCCCCCAUCUCUAAAGCUGAAUGUCAAACAGUGCCAAAUGCUGGGGCAAAGGGUGAAGACCCCUCUGUCCUGACCUAGCCGCCAGUGUCCCCUUAAUGCCCCUGACCCUGCCAGGUGCUCAUUGUAACCAUUUCUCACUAGUGUCAGGCCCCCAGUGGGACCACAUGCCACUGCCUGCACCCCUCAGCAGAGGAACUCUCACCAGGCAUCACCCUUUGCCUUAGCGGGGGUGACUUGAUUACUCCUAGCUGGGUCAUCCCACCCCCAAUCUGCCCCUUAUACUCUCAGGCCUGUCUCUUUCCCACUCACACACCCCCUGGCCAAACUGCUCCUCCCUGCUGAACACACACUCGCACAUACAUACACACAUAUACACACUGUGCACACACACAGGCUGGGCCUGGGAACAUCUCUUCACACCAUUCAUUCUGGUCAUUUCUCGCAAAGGCAUCCCAGCCUGGGGGCCACUGGGGGA